Messenger RNA from Acyrthosiphon pisum (pea aphid), 484 nucleotides. RefSeq lists its product as uncharacterized. The coding region runs from base 1 to 372 and encodes 123 amino acids. The record is from RefSeq and is a predicted model, not a curated record. The transcript is spliced from 4 exons. NCBI's taxonomy places the organism in Eukaryota, Metazoa, Arthropoda, Insecta, Hemiptera, Aphididae.
AUGCAUAAUAAUAUCAAUAAUGGUGUAAACACAAUAACAAUAAUACCUAUAACGCCGAACCAGGACGUGGCACCACUUUGUCGGCGACCAACGGCCGUUCGUCGUUGUGCGAUCAUACCAUGCCAUCCGACGCUAAUCAGGGGUAUAAAUAGGAGACCGAUUCAUCGAUUCCGGCAUAACACAUUUUUUGUGCAAAUCUAUUCUUUGUCUUUUACUCUAUUUCACUCCAAGAAAAACCAACCAAAACCAAAAAUGGGCGCAGAAAAGGUAUCCAUGAACAUCGUUGUCGUCGGUGAAGUCCAAUCUUGUAAGGCCAUCAACAAGGUCGCCAAAGCCGCACCAGCCACCAGCCACCAAUUGAUGAACUGUUAAUUCAAAAUGUAAUUCAUCCAUCGCAAACUCAAAAAUGCCAUAGCCCAAACAGUACGUGUAUCUAAUCAAUAUCAUGUAUUGACAUAACAAAAUAUACCAAUCUUUUCCGUAA